CGAACGUACGUACGGCGGACGGCCGGCGGUGGUGGUGGAACGAAAAGUACGAAACGAACUGAUUCAUUCCCCCGUUCAGUGCGCGUCGUGCACGCAACGACACACCUGUGCACCGGGUUUUGGUUCUGUUUUCGUUUUUACCUGUGGCUGCGAGAGCCGUGCACGUUCACGCCGUCAAUUUCGCUAAUGGAUUUUAAUCGAAUCGGUCGGUGGUGAGGGCCGCCGCUCCUUUUCAUAUACCUACCCGACGCGGUUGUUGGGGUAGUGUGCGAGUGGUGAGAGGACUUGGCGACCGGUACUCGGGUUGGUUUUGGUGCAGUGUUGUCGGCUCGGCCUGAGGUGCUCGACGGAGUUCUGAGCGGAAGACUGAAAGGAGUGGGUCUGCCGACGUCCGGAGUCACGAUGCGGGAGAAGAAAAGCGGCGCCCUCUCCAGGAUGCAGAAGCUGCGGAAGAGGCUGUCGCAUUCCUUCGGACGAUUGUCGGUGUCAAAGGAGGAAGCGGACGAACACAACCACGGAAAACUGCCCUAUAACGGCUACAGUGAUGAGUUCCUAGAUCGUUUGGAGCCGAAUGGUAACAUACCGCCCGGGAAAGGUGAUAUUAGAUAUGGUUCCUGCGUUGUUUCAGAAUGGAACGGCGGCGGCGGCGGCGGCCACGACCGCGUCAAGCGGCAGCUGAGCGUCUCCAGCGACAGCAAGCUGCUCGACGACGACAUCCGCGAGGAGACCAAGGUGAUACUGAGGCCGAGGAAGCCGCCACGGCCCAAGAGCGAGGUGCUGCUCAACCAGGGCUCGGACCACAGAAGGACGAAGCGCUACUCCGCCUUUGGGGGUGAUUCUCCGUUCGGGAAAACGGAGGCGUACAUAAAAUUAGAACAAUUAGGUGAAGGCUCUUAUGCAACGGUGUACAAAGGAUUUAGCAAUUUACAAAACCAGGUGGUGGCCCUGAAAGAGAUCCGUCUGCAGGAAGAAGAGGGUGCCCCCUUCACCGCGAUCCGCGAGGCUUCCCUACUAAAAGAACUGAAACACGCCAACAUCGUAACGUUGCACGACAUUGUACAUACCCGAGAGACGCUCACAUUCGUGUUUGAAUAUGUCCACACGGAUUUGUCUCAGUACCUGGAAAGACACAGCGGCGGUCUGGAUCCCAGGAACGUGCGUCUGUUCCUGUUCCAGCUGUUGCGAGGACUGUCGUACUGCCACAAACGCAGGGUGCUCCAUCGGGACGUCAAGCCCCAAAAUUUGCUCAUCAGUGAAAUGGGUGAACUCAAGUUGGCUGACUUCGGCUUGGCCAGAGCCAAAUCAGUGCCGUCGCACACCUACUCGCACGAGGUGGUGACGCUCUGGUACCGACCUCCCGACGUUCUGCUCGGCAGCACCGAGUACUCAACGUCUUUGGACAUGUGGGGCGUCGGUUGUAUUUUCGUGGAAAUGAUCACCGGCAUGGCCAUCUUCCCCGGCGUUCGCGACACCUACGACCAGCUAGACAAAAUCUUCAAGGUUUUGGGAACGCCCACGGAGGAGGAUUGGCCGGGGGUGACGAGACUGCCGGGCUACAAGCCGCACAGGAUAGGCACCUACAAGUCGCGACGUCUGGGCAUGACAUGGCCCCGUUUGCACGACGUCAUGCACGGCGAAGCGAUGGCGACGUCGUUGCUACAGCUCGAUCCUUUGAGGAGGCUCGGCGCCGAAGAUGCCAUGGUUCACCCUUACUUCAGCGAGCUACCCAACAAACUACUAGAACUGCCAGAUGAUGUUUCGAUAUUCAGUGUCGAAGGUGUGCACCUCUACCCGGAGCCGUACUCGGGGAUUAAAUGAGGGUUACCUAUCUCUCUCAGGAAGAAACACGUCGUUCAUCGUUCAGUGACCAUUAUUUAGUCAAAGCUGUCCUCCCACACCCCCCAUUAAUGUGCAAGCUUAUGCAUCCAACCACCCUCACAUCUUACAAAACAAUGCUACUAUACAUUCUAUGUUUAUGCAUAAUUGUUUAGUUUUUAAAGACGCUAUCCAUAUUACGUCAUGAUUUUAAUUAUAGGAGUGCAAUAUUUUUAUAAUAAACAAUUUGUUAUAUACAUUGAAACUUGGAGAGUCCGGUGUUUUUUUAUUGUGUAUUGAUUUUUUCGUUUGAGAGAAGACUGCAUUUUAAUCGUUAAGGUUCUGAGUGGAUUGCAAACACACGUCCAAGGGUCAACGAAUCUUAUGUUAUUUUUUCCUUUAGGCUAGACGAAAUUCCGAACUGAAAUCCAUUCAGAAAGUCUGAGAGAACCGACCAACCGCAGUGAAUCGGAAUCUCAAACUCAACUUUGUUAGCUGUUUGACUCGAUUCUAAUUCACUGUGGAUUGUUUCUAGAUAAUACGUUGUUCAAAUGUCGCAUUUCAAUCAUGUUUUUGUUUAUUUUUAGUUUUAAACUUUAUCGAAUAUUGUACGGAUUUAGUUACCUUUUGAACGAAUCCACGUAUUGGUUUAUUUUUUUUUUGUAUAAAGGACUUUUUGUUAACGGUUCCAGUUGAGGUAGUGUGUAAAGGUUUAGAUAGAUUGGUAUUUUUAGUUGAGCAUUUUCGUAGCAAUUUCUUUUGAACCUGAGUAACAAUCGCUGAAUCGCCCGCUUCGAAACCAUUUUUAAUACAAUAAAUGGUAAAUGACGUUUUUGUGGCCAACAAUUCGACAAUCUGGACCAAGCAAAGAUUCACUAGGUAAUUGUUACUCUCGUUUAACGAGCAUUAUAUGACGUAAUCACGAUAUAUUUUAACACUUUUCAUGUACACUCAAAACAUAAAUAUCCAUUCCUUCCAUGGUGCUCAAUUAAUACUAAAAAGAAAACUAAGACUUUAAGUGUCUGGUCGAAAACAUGGGGCUGUUUAAGAAUUAAAAUUUAAACACUGCUAUGCAGUGGUACUGAUAUAAAACAAGGCUGGGAUAUGCCAUUGCCUUGCCGGCACAAAUUUUUUUUUGUUUGUUUAGAAAUAUUUACGGUGAAGGACAGAAUUUUUAAAUCAAUCACUUAGCCACUUAGACUAUAACAACUUCUCUUUAAUCCGAAACAUUUUAGAGGAGGAUAAAUCCGAGUUCGUAGUGUCUUACUUAAGCGAAUUAGAGUGUCUGUCAAUAUGAUAGAUUUAGAGUUUUUAUAUAAAAAUAACGUAGCAAUUGACGUAGUAUUAAAAAUUUUGCCCUUCACCACAUGUAAUUAUUGUGUAUAAAUUAUUUUUAACAUUUGACUUUUGCGUAAGCCAGCAACUGUCAAGAAUUUACCGUCAGAUUUAAAAAUAUUAAUAUUCUUGUAAAUAAUGUACAAAUUGUUGUUGAAAUUAAUUUGAUACACCUUGUUGUUUUGCAACGUUGUCUUCUAGAUUUAUAAACUGGUUUUUUACGUUCUUACUGCACAGCACAGAAGUACAAAUAUGUAAAGGACCAAAUUAUAUAAGGCAAAAGCCUACAGUGCCAAUAACAUAAAGUAAAUCAUUUCCGAUAUAAUAAUUAUCACGUCCUUUAAAUAGUUGUGGUUCCGUCACGUUUAGAAGAAUACACAUAUUGAAAAUCUGAUCGUAAAUGUGUAGAAAAAGUGAUUAAAUUGAAGUGCCAAAGGGCAAUAGCUUAAGCAUUAGCUCUAGUGAAAAAUAGAAUAAUUUUUUAGGCGCAUUUGUACUGUUUAGUUUCAAGUUUUUGAUUCAGUUUGUUUCGAGGUUUCAAAAUAUUUAGGAUAUUGAAGAGAGUUUAGGCCUAAUAAUUAGAGCAGACACGGUAUUUCUUACAAAAAGUGAUUUAUUUUUUGUUAUCGGAAAACGUGAAAUAAUUAAUUUUCGGCAAUUAAUUAAUCAACAACGUGUCGCUUAGUUUAUGUGAUGGAACAAGACAAGUUUAACAGCUUUAUUUCGGCGGGUCCAAACGCGUUGAAAAUGUGUUAUUUCACUGUGUUCAGGUAAUUUUGAUGAAUUUGUUCUUUAGUUGACACAUAGAACGCUGUGAGCUCUAGAACACCAUCUUUUUAGUCUGUACAAAAAAAUGGAAAAUAGCGAAAAAAAAUCGUAAUCUGUAGUGUAGUCCAUCUUUGGAAGAAGGCACUAAGUUAACGCGGCAAUGCACCCCUCCUAUGGUACGUCCAAUUAUUUAAAUAAUGAAAGAAUUAAAACAUGCCGUUCACUGAUUUUCUACAUCGUUAGCGACAUGUUCAAAUUAGCUUUAGAGAAGAAAAAUUAUAUGGAAACACAUCCAAUGCUCUGUGCACGCUUGAUGCGCACAUUUUUAUUUCAUUUAAAAGACAAAUCAAAAUAUUGGAACGCUGCGUCUCAGUCCUGGUUAAAUGAGGGCGUGCACGGCUUAAUGUAAUAUAAUACCGUGUGUUUUUAUGCCUUAUAUAAUUGAUGAGUGUAUUAUUUUAUUGGCAAGUUGAGACGCACCGUUCGAUCAUUAUUGCUCUUUGAUUGCACCAGUUUUUAUUUCAUUUUGUUUACAUUGUACAAAAUUGGUGUAUGUUUUUGCUCUUAUGUGAUAGAGUUGAAUUGUUAUUUUGAUUUGUUAUAUAAUGAUGUAUUUAUUAAAGGUAUAUUUAUGAAUACCAAGGAAUAAUGGUGUACGUAAAUCACUGUACCAUGUUGCAUUGUAUAUAGAAAUAGUUGUUUAUAAUAAGAUAAUUAUAAGAAUAUCGAAAAUAUUAAUAAUAAAUAAAUGUCUUUGUAUAAAA
This is a messenger RNA of Aethina tumida (small hive beetle), 4682 nucleotides long. RefSeq names its product cyclin-dependent kinase 14 (gene Eip63E). Bases 403 to 1818 code for a protein of 471 amino acids. Lineage: Eukaryota; Metazoa; Arthropoda; Insecta; Coleoptera; Nitidulidae. Gene Ontology annotation, cellular component: cytosol; nucleus; cytoplasm. The transcript has 10 exons. The record is from RefSeq and is a predicted model, not a curated record. Gene Ontology annotation, molecular function: cyclin-dependent protein serine/threonine kinase activity; ATP binding; cyclin binding. Gene Ontology annotation, biological process: protein phosphorylation.